AUAUAGUUGGCUUUUUUAUUAGGAAAAUAAUACAGUAUUAACAGUAUAUUAGUAAUUCUUUUGCUGAACCAUUUCACAUUUCUGUUCCGAUCGUCGUGUAUUAUGGGGCUGCUUCAAGUACUAGAACCAGAACACUCUCUGCAAAAGGGAACUUGGUAUGCCCUUGUGCCACGAGGGGAGAGUCCUGGGGUUCGAGUGGGUCACACAUGCACCUACCUUCCCAGCAUUACGGACAACCAGGGCAAAGGGAAGAUUCUUAUUGUAGGAGGUGCAAACCCUAAUGGAAGCUUCUCCGAUUCACACAUUAUAGACCUUGACACUCAUGAGUGGGCUAUCCCGGAGUGGGAGGGUUUGCUGCCCAGGUAUGAACACACCAGCUUUGUCCCUGAUUGCAGUCCCAAUAGCCUCUGGGUUUUUGGUGGUGCAGAGCAGUCUGGCAAUCGUAACUGCAUACAGGUUCUAAAUUUAGAUACAGGUACAUGGAGAAGUGUAACUGUUCGUGGGACCCCACCUUCAGCACGAACCUAUCACACAUGUACGGCGUCUAUAGGGGACAAGCUGUACGUGUUUGGGGGAGGUGAUACGGGAGCACAGCCUGUUGAUGAUGCAAAGCUUCAUGUCUUUGAUGCAGCUACUCUAACUUGGUCACAGCCAGAUACACAAGGCAAAGCCCCAUCUCCUAGACAUGGUCAUGUGAUAGUGGCUGUAGGACUCAAACUGUAUAUCCAUGGUGGGUUGGCUGGAGACAAAUUUUACAGUGAUCUGUAUUGCAUAAAUACAACUGAUCUGCAGUGGGAGAGAGUGAAGGUGAAAGGAGGCGCCCCGCCCGGCUGCGCUGCACACUCUGCAGUGUCUCUGGGGAAAUGCAUCUACAUCUCCGGAGGAAUGGACGCAUCAGGAGCAUUAAACACUAUGUAUAAAUACCACACGGAGAAACAGCGCUGGACACUCUUAAAGUUUGAAUGUCCGCCCGCCAAAAGACUUGACCACUCCAUGUGUGUCAUUCCCUGGGCUGAUCCCAAAGCAUCCUGUCCACAAGCAGCUUGUGGGGACCAAGAGUGUAAGGAUUCGGCCCAGCAAGCAGCCGACAAUGCAGAAGAGAAGAGCAGCAGUGCCUCCCGAAGCGCACCAGUGCACCUCUGCUUUGUAUUUGGUGGCAUGGACACUGAGGGAAGCCUUUAUAAUGACUGUAUUGUCACUCUUCUUGAUUAACAAGAAAACUAAUCAUUUUACAGGGUGUAAUGUGCCAUUCUCGAUACAUAGCAGUUUAAGCUAUUCAUGGUUUUACUGUGAGAACCGCCGUGGUAUGCCUUGUUGCCUGUUAACACAAAUUGAAGUGUUACAAACACCCCUUCAUUUUUAAUUGGAAUCACGGUUGUGUGAAAUUUGUAUCUUGGUGUCUUUGGUUAUUAACUCAGUAAGUAACAAAUUAAUUUUUCUUGGAAAAAAAUCAUAACACAAGCUGUAUUUAUGUUAUUUGAUACAGUCUGUCAAUAUUUCUUCACAGAAAAAAAUGAAGCCUUUCAUUUUGGCUAAUCUGUUUUAAGGACAUUCACAUAGACGUGCCGUAAUUGAAACGUACUGCGUAUUCAAUUGUCGUAAAACAUCAAAUGGCUUAAACUGAUAUGCAGUGGGGCGGUCUUAUUUACUACCCUGUUUUUAUGCUUAUUGUAAAUGGACUGAUAUUUUUUUGUAUACCGAUAAUAUAAUGUAUUUCAUGCUGAACUGUCUACUAACACCAAGUGUAAAUAUAAAAGCCCCUAGACUGUGGGGUACACAAGUAUAUGUUCUAGUCAUUCUUCCCUGCUGUCAGUAGAAUGAUGAUAUUCACUUAUGUUGCCCAGCUAAGUGUUAAACACUUUAAUAUGGAUGGCAGUUAUCCUAAUGAAUGUCUUGUUUAGAUUCACUUUGUAUAUCAUUUUCUGUCUCAGAAAUAACAUCAUGUUUUUAAUGUUGUAGCCAGUAGGCUCUCAAACAUGUUUUCUGUUUAAGUACAGCCGGUACAUCAUAGUGUAACAGGUAGCAUGUCCCCCUGCCACAUCCAGUGGAUGCAAGAAAUAUUACAUUGAACUUGCAGGGGUACAGUUUCCUGUUUACACUCUGGUAUACCAGCUGUACAGAACAAUGUGCACAUUUGAGAGCUCUUUAAUGGUGAAGGUGGCUUUCAACUUCUGAGUUUUAAAAAGUCACCUGAAUGUAAUGACUAAAACAAAGUGAUAACCCGAUUCUAAACAGGAAUGCAUUAGAUCAGACAACCAACAUGUUAGUACUGCACCAAGUUGCUCUUUAAGGCAGUGUAACAGAGCGUUCAGAGCGGAGGACCUCAGAGAAAGGGAUCAUACCUCAGAGCUCUGUAGACAUACAGAUAAUUAACAUUACAUUCCCUGUGUCUUAUAUUGUUUCUUUGUAAGAGAUAUAGGGUUUUUCUUUUCUUGUAAAAGUCACACACAGCACUGCAAGUGUACCUCAAUCCUGACCUGAACACCCUGUGAAAAAAAUCCCAUAACAAACCUCCCCCAGAAUCAAGAAUAGAACACAACAGGAUUUUACCAAAACAGCUAGAAGAAUGUUCCCACCCUAGCAACAUGGGCAGUUCCAAACAGAUUUACACGUAUACAGGGCUGUUCUUUUAAAAAAAAAAAAAAAAAAAAAAAACCCAGCUUGGUAGCCAUAACUUCAAAAAGGGAAUGUCUUUUGAAGUACGUAUUUGAUAAAGGUUAAUGCAUCUAUAAUACAUUGCAAAAGUAUUUAGAAUAUGGCAUGUCCAAAUUCCUUGAGCAUAUAAAUGUGGGUUUAUUUUAUUAAACACUUGUUUAGACAGAGAUGUUUUUGGUAGAACACUUGUGUGCAAGCUAAAAUGUGCACUUAAGCAUAAAAGGCACACUACCUGUAAGUAGUGGUUAUUUUUCUCAAUUGUAGACUACUGGUGUGUGUUUGAAAUAAAGGCUUAUAUAAACUACAA
Messenger RNA from Polyodon spathula (Mississippi paddlefish), 2962 nucleotides. Its product is annotated as rab9 effector protein with kelch motifs-like. The record is from RefSeq and is a predicted model, not a curated record. NCBI's taxonomy places the organism in Eukaryota, Metazoa, Chordata, Actinopteri, Acipenseriformes, Polyodontidae. Bases 103 to 1212 code for a protein of 369 amino acids. The transcript is spliced from 8 exons. Gene Ontology annotation, molecular function: protein binding.